GGGAAGUUAAACGCUAAAAGAGUCGAUGAUGAAGAGACAAUGCGUCACAACAAACGUAAUAAACUUAAGGUUCCAGAUCAGGUCAAAGGUUGGUUGGAAGAUGUUCAAGUGGUCAAUGCAAAAGUGGAAAGCCUUCAAGAAAUAAGUGUUGGCAGUUGUUUCAGUUUCAAGACUAGGCAUGGUGUUGGAAAAAGAGCUUUCGGGCUUAUUCAAGAAAUUAAACACCUAAAAGAAGAACACACUCAAAUUGUGUGGACUAAUCAUCCGAUUCCUCUUGGCAAAGUUGAUUCCAUGAAGGCAUCCACCUCUGCCCCACCAGUUGAUUAUCAAAGUGACUUUGAGUCCAGAGAGGACACUUUUGUGAAAGCAUUGAAAGCACUAGAAGCAGACCACAAAUCACACGUGAUAGCUUUGUGGGGGAUGGGCGGAGUUGGGAAGACCACCAUGAUGGAGAAGCUGAAAACAGUUGUGACAGAGAAGAGAAUGUUUAGUCUUAUUGUGCCGGUGGCGAUAGGGGAAUUCCCUCAUAAACACCUCCCCUAUAACCAUGUUAACAAUGAGAAAAAGCUCCUUGCUAUCCAGGAUGCGGUAGCUGAUUACCUCGCAAUAAAUCUAAAAGAGAUAACAACUAUAUCCGCAAAAGCUGAUAAGCUGCGUGGAUGGUUCGAAAACUAUUCUGAAGGAGGUAAGAACAAGAUCCUAGUGAUACUUGAUGACAUAUGGCAGUUCAUCGAUUUGAAAGAUAUUGGUUUAAGUCCUUUUCCGGAUCAAGGUGUCGACUUUAAAGUCUUGUUGACAUCACGAAGCAGAGAAGUUUGCAUAAAUAUGGGAGUUGAAACUAAUUCAAUCUUCAAUGUGAAAGUCUUGUCAAAUGCAGAAGCACAUACUUUCUUCUGGCAAUUUGUAAAUGAUUCAACCGAAGCUGAUUUGGAUCCCGGUCUUCGUAUGCUUGGAGAUGUUAUUGUAGGUAGAUGCGGGGGUUUGCCCAUGGCGAUUAAGACCGUCGCAAAAGCUCUUAUAGGUAAAAGCACGGCUAUGUGGGAUGAUACACGUACUCGGUUACAACACCAUGACAUAGGCAAAACCCUGAAUGAAAUUUUUAAAGUCAGCUACAACAAUCUAGAAGACGAGGAGACUAAAUCAGUUUUUGUGCUUUGUGUUUUAUAUCCUGAAGACUUUGAUAUUCCUACAGAGGAGUUGGUGAGGUACGGAUGGGGUUUGAAACUGUUUAACAAAGUGUACACUAUAAGACAGGCAAGAAACAGGUUGUAUGUUUGCAUUGAGCAACUUGUUAAUGCAAACCUGUUGAUCGAAAGUAAUGGUGCUGGGAGCAUCAAGAUGCAUGAUCUCGUGCGUGCUUUUGUUUUGGAAAUGUAUUCUAAAGCUGAGCAUGGUUUUGCAUGGAAAAUAAUUUCAUUAGAAUGCAAGGGCAUGAAAGAGUUUCCAAGAGACCUCACAUUUCAUAACCCGUCAUUUUUGAAACUAAUGCAUGCAGAUGGGCCGAUAAGGUUUCCAGAAAACUUCUAUCGGUUAAUGGAAAAGCUUCAGGUUAUUGUGUACGAAAAAAUGCAGUAUCCAUUGCUUCCCGGAUCAUUAGAUUACUCCAUCAACCUUCGAACACUUUGUCUCCAAGGGUGUUCAUUGUCGUUUGAUAGUCAUUCUAUUGGAAGUCUUUCAAAUCUAGAAGUGCUUAGUUUUGCUAAUUGUGAAAUUAAGGAAUUACCAUCCACAGUCGGAAAUUUGAUAAAGCUAAAACUACUAGAUUUGACAGGUUGUGUUAAUCUUCAGUUUGACGACGGUGUCUUAAAAAAUUUGGUCAAGCUUGAAGAGCUUUAUAUGAGGGUUGGUGAUAGAAGAGUCAUUAGCUUCAUAGAUGGAAAUUUCAAUGAAUUUGCUGAGCGUUCAAAAAACCUUUCCACAUUAGAAUUUCAGUUCUUUGGAAGCAAUGUGCUCCCGAAAAGAAUCUCGUUUAUCAAUCUCGAAAGAUUCAAGAUUUCUGUAGGUUUCCUUUUGAGAGAGAAAUAUGAAAUGACUACAUCAUGCGAAAACACAUUGAUGUUGGUCUCCAAUAAGGGUGAACUUUUGGAAUCUGGAAUUAAUAUGUUGUUUGAGAAAACAGUUGUGCUUCAUUUGCAAGUGGACGACAUGGAUGUUCUUGAAGAUUUUAAAUGCUCUUCGUUCCACGGGUUAAGAGUCCUUAACGUUUCUAAGUGUGCACAGCUGAGGUACCUUUUCACACGUCGUGUUGCUUCAUCUUUGUCAAGGCUUGAGCAUCUUGAAGUCAGGUUAUGCAAUACUCUGCAAACGCUCAUAUAUGACAAUGAUGGUGGAUCAGAAACAAUAAGAUUUCCGAGCUUAAAGUUUCUAUCUUUACGUGACUUACCAAAGCUAGUGGGCUUGUGCAAUACUAGCAGUGUAAUUGAGUUGGCUCAGCUCACAGACAUAACCUUAAUUGAUUGUGGAAGCAUUAAGUAUUUGUUUUCAUCCCAAACGUUCAAAUUUCUCAGGCAUGUUAAAAUAAAUCGGUGUGAAGUUAUAGAAGAAAUUGUUUCAAAUAAAGAUGACGAAUAUGAAGAAAUGGCUACAUCUACAUCCACCCACAAAAAUGUCACAUUUUUCCCAAUACUCGAGACGCUCCAACUUCGUGAGCUAAAGAGUCUACAACAUAUUGGUGGUGGCAGCUGCAAUUCCAUCUCUAAUCAAUUUCAGGUAGCAAAGAUUGAUUUACAAUAUGAUUAA
Messenger RNA from Erigeron canadensis, 2739 nucleotides. Its product is annotated as disease resistance protein RPS2-like. The record is from RefSeq and is a predicted model, not a curated record. The coding region runs from base 40 to 2739 and encodes 899 amino acids. NCBI's taxonomy places the organism in Eukaryota, Viridiplantae, Streptophyta, Magnoliopsida, Asterales, Asteraceae. The transcript has a single exon. Gene Ontology annotation, molecular function: ADP binding.